GGUCAAUUAUGUGAUUACCUAAUUUCUAGACUCAAGUAGCUGGCGCUUUUGCGUUCACCUUCUCCUCCACCAUCCUCCCAUUGGCCUCCUGCACAAAUCGCGCCGUUGCGCGGCGCACUCAGAAGAAGACUACACGACCCGCAAGGGAUUCUGUCGCUCGUCAUGGGCUUUACUACCGGCUUUACCGGAGGCGUCGCCAUCACCCUCUCGGUGGCCUACCUCACCGUCUGGUCGCACCAGCAGAACCGCGUGCGCCAGGCCGCCGUCCUGCGCCAGCAGACCUACGCGCUGUCCGCCCUCGUCGACCCGCUGCCGCCCGCCCUCCCGCCGACGCGCGCCGAGCUCGCCGCCGCCGAACGCGCCCACUUCGUCGAGCGCGCCAAGGACCGCUGGAACGCUGAGCUCGAGGGCGCCGUCCGCUGGGCCCAGGAGAAGGACUGGGAUGAGGUGCGCGAGGACGUCGAGGCCGCCGCCGCGAGACUCUGGGCGAGGGCCUUCGCCGACGCCGACGGCGGCGUCGCGGCGCCCGGGGACAAGCUGGCCGAGGGCAAGACCGUCGCGGCGGAGAAGGGGUCGGGCGUGGCCCCUGCCGCUAAGAGCAGCUACGCGGAGGCGAAAACGGGGCCUUCCGAAGCUGAGACCGCUAACGGCUCGGUUUGGGCCUCUAUCGGGGCCGGGUUUGCGAGUGCUGCGGGCGCCGCCGGUAGGAUAGUCGGCAUAGCGGGAAAAGACGCCAAGCAGAAAGCGUAGCAGACGACCGAGGACUUAACCACCUCUUUCCAUAGAAAAACAAUACCCCUCGAUCAACAGCGAGGGCUCGGCUGGGCCUAACAAGAGUACAGGUGAGGCGUUGGUUGUGGGAUACGCCCCCGACGGAGAGGUAGACCGGUACCAUGCACAAUUGGCUAGCUAAACUCCCUUAGGG
This is a messenger RNA of Durotheca rogersii, 925 nucleotides long. RefSeq lists its product as uncharacterized. The coding region runs from base 163 to 750 and encodes 195 amino acids. Gene Ontology annotation, cellular component: mitochondrial crista junction; MICOS complex. The record is from RefSeq and is a predicted model, not a curated record. The transcript has 2 exons. Gene Ontology annotation, biological process: cristae formation. NCBI's taxonomy places the organism in Eukaryota, Fungi, Ascomycota, Sordariomycetes, Xylariales, Xylariaceae.